GGUAUCGAAUACCCAAUGGCUCAUGAUUGGCAGCUAGUACAACGAAUCAAAUGGCUAACAUGGGCACGAUAAUAAACGUCGAUGUAGGGGCGGGGUUUAGCAACAUCUGUUAUGGAAGAUGUCAUUCGUGAGAGGAGCAAUGAUAUCUGCGUCGAAGUCAAGAUUAUUGACCCUCGCUAGGGCAUCCACUUUCCCAAACAUCCUCAACGUGACUGAGCAAUUACACCGUCUUCCUCACAACUCCCAGUCGCUUUAUGUAGCCGGGCUUCGGUGCUACAGCAGCGCUUCCAUCCAGGAGAAGCCAGGGGUGUCAGGUUCAUCUGAAGAUAAAGUACACCUCACUGAGUCAUGCGUGAAGAGACUAGGGGAGAUCAUGGAAAAGGGCGAGUACCUGAGAAUACAUGUGGAGGGAGGAGGCUGCUCCGGGUUUCAGUACAAGUUUUCGGUUGACAGAAAGAAGAACGAGGACGACAGAGUGUUUGAGAAAGGAGGAGUUGGCGUUAUUGUGGACCAGGAGAGCCUGGAAUUUGUGAAAGGAUCCACGGUGGACUUCAGUCAGGAGCUUAUUCGCUCCACCUUCCAAGUGCUCAAGAACCCACAAGCUGAUCACGGCUGCUCCUGUGGCAGUUCCUUUUCUGUUAAACUAUGAUCCGGCGUAACUCAUUCCCCGACACCUGCAGCAGUAAUAUGCAGCACUCUGAUUUCACAGUUUAUUGGGUGCACAUGUGCAAAACGAUAAAAUAUGAAGAGCUAUUUCUCAUUUGAGUGCAUAAGAUAACUAAUACACAUAUAUAUGAAAGAACUGUACCUAAUAAACUGAGAAGUCAGAUCAUUUUAUCACAUAGGACCCGCUCAUAAUUCUUUUCACUUUUAACAGCUAGACACGAAAACUAGUAGAUUAAAAUUUGCUGUCUUUUUUGCUGUGAAAAUGACUUGAACUGAAUGAACAACAGAUAUAAACAGUAUUCUAUUUCAAAUUGUGUACAAGAUAGGAGAUGAUGAUGCUCAUUGACAGUCAGUAUUUCGCAGUACUUUAAAAAAGGUUGACAUGAAGUAUGUGAGUAUUCAGUUCUUGUAAAAUAUGUAAAUAGGCGAUAAAUAUAUAUAUAUAAAGUUCUAAAGUAUA
Molecule: messenger RNA, 1126 nt
Organism: Pelmatolapia mariae (spotted tilapia)
Lineage: Eukaryota; Metazoa; Chordata; Actinopteri; Cichliformes; Cichlidae
Gene: isca2
Product: iron-sulfur cluster assembly 2
Exons: 4
Coding region: 119-649 (176 amino acids)
Biological process (GO): iron-sulfur cluster assembly
Cellular component (GO): mitochondrion
Molecular function (GO): 2 iron, 2 sulfur cluster binding; 4 iron, 4 sulfur cluster binding; iron ion binding
Source: RefSeq, a predicted model, not a curated record